UUGCUGAAACGUCAUUUGUAAGCGACAUCUCAAGAGAUGUGGAGGAAAGCUGUCGUCUCACGUUUGCUGGAUAAUUUAUGUAGACGCUAUGUGUCGGUUCAAAGCAAGGUGCCACAGAAACCAACAUGGAGCCUAGCACCAGAAACAACUACCCAUAAAAAUAAAAUAACUGCAGACAUUAUAGAUCAUCUUGAACGUUUGGCAUUGGUAGAUUUCCGAAAUGAAGAAGGUGUGCAACGCUUAAAGAACGCAGUACAGUUUGCAGACCAGUUGCAUUGCGUAAAUACUGAUGGAGUGCCUUGCCUUGUCUCCGUUUUAGAGGAAAGGGCUGUGUAUAUUAGAACAGAUACAGUCAAUACAGAUACUGAUGCAGUUAAAGUCCUUGAAAAUGCUAGAAUCAUCAUAGAAGAGUACUUUGUUGCACCACCAGGUAAUAUUCCAUUACCAACACAUGACCCCAGAAUUUAACCAUCUAAGAAGAAGAGGAAAAACAAAAUCAGAAUGUUAACACAGCAUCAAGACUUUAAUAGGACAGCUACAGAUGCUUUAUUUAACUGAAACACCUUUAUAAUAAAAAGGAAAAAAAAAAAACCAUACAAA
This is a messenger RNA of Bombina bombina (fire-bellied toad), 600 nucleotides long. It is a transcript of the gene GATC, whose product is annotated as glutamyl-tRNA amidotransferase subunit C. Gene Ontology annotation, molecular function: glutaminyl-tRNA synthase (glutamine-hydrolyzing) activity. Bases 37 to 468 code for a protein of 143 amino acids. The record is from RefSeq and is a predicted model, not a curated record. Gene Ontology annotation, biological process: regulation of translational fidelity; glutaminyl-tRNAGln biosynthesis via transamidation; mitochondrial translation. Gene Ontology annotation, cellular component: glutamyl-tRNA(Gln) amidotransferase complex; mitochondrion. The transcript has 5 exons. NCBI's taxonomy places the organism in Eukaryota, Metazoa, Chordata, Amphibia, Anura, Bombinatoridae.